UGAGUUAACUGUCUAUUAUCUUUUCAUUCUUAAAGCUGCUAUUCAACCUGUGUAUGCGUGCUCGUUUUGUUCAUGAGUGUGCGUAGUGCGGGAUGCUUGAUUUCGUUCUAUCUACUCUUCGUCGAUCUCACCAACACACAACACGAUUCUAACGCAUGCUGUAGAAUUAUUUCUGUUUAGCACCAGCACCACGGCCCCAGCAGAGUGCGCCGACGUCGUAUUUGCGUCGUCAGCGCGGUGCAAACAGCAAGCAGAGUCAUAAAAUCGAUGAGAUUGAAUUAAACGCUUCGUGUGCCUAGGUAGGCUGUGUCAGUCUUGUGUUUAUUCGUUUCCCGUCGGUCAGCAGGUAGACGUGGAACAAACUCAGUUAUCCCGACGGGCCAGAACGUGCCAUUCGCAGCGUUUCUUGCCAUUGAACAUUGGUUACGCAAAUCCAAUGCAUCACUUUUAGUGGAGCGUAAUCUCUGUGAUACUUACAAGAAAAGGCAUCAGAGAGCCUUGAUUUUCAACAACGAAGACUACUGCUCUCACGUCGCCGAGGACUGUUUAUGCUUACAAAUAGUUCUGUGUUUGCAAUGAUUGUUUGCCAUUGCAAAAUAGUUAUCGGUGACAUACCUAUAUAAGAAUGAAGAAAAACAUGCAGUGACUGGUAGGCAUUGGUGACAACGAGACGAGUGUUAUAGGCAGUGCGGCAACAAAAUAUUACAUAAUAAAUGCGUUGUUACUAUGGUUAUCCUUUGUGAAUGCUUCAUCCACAGCUUGUGAACAUUUAGGUUCAAUCGUUCUUCCACCGUGGUUGCCAGUUAAGCUUGUGUCAUAUUUUAGUAAGAAACACGUAAAGAAAUCAUCAACACUGCAAUAAAAACAAAACCUCCAGAAUCGACGCUGGUUAAAUAUGUGUUCACAGGUAGUAUCAGCUCCAACCAUGGCGAAAGAACAAACUGCCGAUUUUGGCCAACGUUUCAACGAGCUGCGCAAAAAGAAACAUCUAGUCGAUUGUUCCUUCCGAGUGGGCGAAGACGUUUACCAUUGUCAUAAGCUUAUCCUUUCGGCGGCCAGCCCUGUUUUCGAAACUAUGUUCUACGGAGUGCUUGCCGAAAAGCAGACGGUUAAGAUAGCAGAUAUCAACUCUAAGGUGUUUGAACGUAUGCUAGACUACAUCUACGUAGGGUCUAUAGAUUUCGAUGGGAUUCAAAAUAUUGAAGAACUGCUAGAGCUGUACUACUGUGCGGAAAAGUAUAUGAUCGAUACGUUGCACGAGAAGUGUGUUAGCUACUUCGGAAAGAAUAUCAAACCGAACAACGUGCUGAAAAUACUCGACAUCGCGUACCGAAUGAACUUGGACGAUAUUAUAUACUCGUGCAUGUGCGUGUUGAAACAUUUUUUUUCGUCUGGAAUGAGCUUGAGCAACAUCAUCCUGGAGAGAAAUCAUCAUCUUUCCAAAAACUGUGUGGAUCUUAUCUUGGAGGAUAAUUUCGAAGUCAAGGACAAUAUCAUCUGUAUGAUACGCGCGUGGUGUAUUACGGAAUGCGAACAAAAUCGGUUGGAAAUCAACAGAGACAGCAUGAAAACGGUUCUGCAGGAUAUUGAAUUACCAGACACACUGAAGGACACGAUUGUUGGAUGUAGCUUUACCAACUUUACACCUAUCGCAGGAGACAAAUCGGGCUGGAUACCGGUACAACGCAUCCAUUACAAGGCCGUCCGUCCAUUGAUUAUUGGUGAUGAGAUGGACUUUGAGGCAAACAUAAGCACCAAUCGGUUUAUUGUGAUAAAAUCAUUAAACAUUAACAGCCGGCUUCUGCCGCAACUGAAGGUAACCGAUGUGCGGCAGGAAACGUACACAGAAAAACUGACGGUUGAAAUAUCCGCCAAGUACAGCAAUGAUCGACAGAAGAUCUAUCAAAAGGAGCACCUGAUCUGUGAUGUAGCAUUCAACGAUAGCCUGCAAGUGAGCUUGACCGAACCAAUCGUCUUCUUUCCGGAUGUCAUAUACAUUGUCCGACUGAAAUGGGACGCCAACAGUCUUGGAUACGAGUAUCCGCGUUCCAUCCUUUCUGCGUACGGCAAGUGUAAGCAGCUGAUGGUGAAUUUUAGUGAAAAUAUUUAUCUUCAAAGCUCCGGCAGCAUACUAAAUGGAAUAAUUUGCGAUCUUUACAAGUGAUUAAAUUGUCGCAAUGCAAACGGACGCCUCGACCGUGAAAGUACUGAACAAAAAUGACGAUAAAUAAAGUCCCAAAAAUGUUUGGAAUAAAAAUGUGCUUCCAGUCUUA
Molecule: messenger RNA, 2273 nt
Organism: Anopheles funestus (African malaria mosquito)
Lineage: Eukaryota; Metazoa; Arthropoda; Insecta; Diptera; Culicidae
Product: kelch-like protein 3
Exons: 2
Coding region: 896-2164 (422 amino acids)
Molecular function (GO): protein binding
Source: RefSeq, a predicted model, not a curated record